CUGCGGCUGGCAGCGUCCUGUGCUCAAAGGCCAUCGUCAAAUCACCGCGAGCUGCCUGAGUUGGUCCGCAAGAUCGCAUCCACGACGGUCGGCUCUAGAUCCAAGAAGCGGUACGCCUACUAUCUGCGCUACUUGUCCCAAUAGCCCGGUUACCCCCGAUCGUCCGGCUUCCAUAAAAGAACUCCUGGGGCAUCUGCAGCGGCAAAGCAAGCAGGCCACCCUCGGUGCAUUGUCUGCUUACGCCAUCAUUGUGAAGUUCGUGGACACUUCCUGCUAAGUAGCUGCGUUCCUGAUGUGGCCCAACUGCUCUUGUGGCGGCGUUAGAUGCGAUCACCGAGACAGCGCCUACACCAACGCCUGUCUCGAGACUGCGGUCACCGCCUGUAACUACUACCCGCUACCCUGGAACCCUUGUACCAUUCAUUUCACCAAUAGCUUCGUUGCUGCUUCUCGCGUUGAUUCCUCGGUAAAAGUGGAAACGUUGCCCGACGUCCCGGCGUCGUUCCUGAUGCUGCAGCAGCAGCCUCGUCGUAGACGACUGUGUCGGCAGCAGUGCUGCGCGGGCGAGGCUGCGGCGGCGGCCGCGUUGAGGAGGUCGCUGAAAGCCCAACGGCAGCGGAUCCGACGCCUGGACGAGUCCUACCGUGCCGCCGAGAGGGCGCGCAACGCGCAACGCCAGCGGCGACUCAGAGCCGACGCAGAGUACCGCGAGCGCGAGCUGCUCAGGAGCCGCCUACGGAGGCAGCAAAAGAAUGCGCUGUGCCGCCAGAGAGCUCAGUAUUGUUCCUUCGAGGAACUCAACUGGCUGCGAGAGUGCUUCAGCGGUGAGGAAUGGGCUUCCCUGCAGAGCCUGUGGUCCACACCCACACAAGAUGUCGGAUGGCAGCGUGACGCCAAAGAAGCCUGGACAAACACGACAACCUGGGCUCCAGCCAUAGCGGCUGGAGCGGAUCCAGUUCCGCAGACGGCACCACGGUUGUCGUUUAUGGCGCCUACGGCAAUCCAUGACAUGAGUGCCGCGCGAUAUCCGCCGCUCAUCGUCGGGCCGGAAGCUCCGGGCGACGAGCCUAAGACUCGGCUCUUGCUGUCCGUGCCAGCCAUUGCCUUGGACAUGGCCUCCACCGUCACACUGGAAGACCUCUUGACUGGAGCCAUACCAAUGCGCUUUGGGCCAGACGGCCGCUUGGUGCCUUUGGAGAGCAACGAAGAGCUCGCUGCUUGAAUAAAAGCGAACAACGCGGCGAGCGUUAC
Messenger RNA from Dermacentor silvarum, 1251 nucleotides. RefSeq lists its product as uncharacterized. The transcript is spliced from 3 exons. Lineage: Eukaryota; Metazoa; Arthropoda; Arachnida; Ixodida; Ixodidae. The record is from RefSeq and is a predicted model, not a curated record. The coding region runs from base 293 to 1222 and encodes 309 amino acids.